AGCUGAAGAGCACACCACACCUUGUUAGUGGUGCACGAUCGAGAGAGAAAGAUCGAUGAGAAGGUCGAUCGAGGCGAUCCACGUCCGCACCGACUACGAUGAUUGCAGGAGGAAGGGUCACGGUCACGGCGCCAUGAGGAUGCAGGACGAGCUUGCCCGCACCAAGACCAGGUGGCCCACCCCCGCCCAGCUUGAGAUGAUAGAGAGAAUGAAGGAGGAGGAGGAGGACGACGAAAUUGUAGCGUCGGACAAUCGGACGCCAUCCGUGGUGGAGACGAAGGUGCAGGUGCCGGAGAUCGUCGAACAGAACGUCGUUGAAAGAGAUGAGCGGCUGCGCACCAGCGAUGACAACGACGACUACGAAGACGAACCCAUAGUGAGGAGAGACGGGCACGGCGGCGGCGGCGGCGGCAGGAGGGCGUACGGCGACAUCGGCGGGUACCACGGCAGCAAGGGCAGGUGGCCGCGCGAGCCCGAAGUGGAGAAGCUCGAGAGGGAGAAGGAGAUGCUAAAGUAUGGCAUUAUGUCCAAACCGACCACCACCAGAAAGGUGAAGAUCGUCCACAGGAUGAUCCGGCCGCCGAACCAGUAUGGCGCCGCCGGCAGUGCACCACCACCAACAGCAGGAGGAGGCCACCAGCCAGCUACCAGUAGCUACCUACGGCCCAUAUACUACCACUACUAGUACAAGAUAGUUCGUUCGAUCAUCCAUCUUAAAAUAUAGCAACUUAACGUUGAAUCAUACGCAAUCUAAUACUAUGAAUCUGAAUUGAUGUUUUUUAGAUUCGUAUAUUUUAGAAUGGAGUGAGUAUAUAAUAAGAAGUUAAUGGAUGCAUAGACGCAUCUAGGCAGAUAGCUAGCUUAGCUAGUGUAUGUAUGUAUGCUACUGUGUGUUCAGUGUGUACCACCCGAUCGAUGGUUAUAUGGAGUAUUCUCCUAUUGUAAUAUAGACUAUGAAUGUUAUACUAUACUGUAUAUAUGGUUUGGUUCGGAUUAAGACUGUUAA
Molecule: messenger RNA, 1006 nt
Organism: Oryza sativa Japonica Group (Japanese rice)
Lineage: Eukaryota; Viridiplantae; Streptophyta; Magnoliopsida; Poales; Poaceae
Source: RefSeq, a predicted model, not a curated record